This is a messenger RNA of Engraulis encrasicolus (European anchovy), 3533 nucleotides long. Its product is annotated as ankyrin repeat and BTB/POZ domain-containing protein 3-A. The transcript has 18 exons. Gene Ontology annotation, molecular function: protein heterodimerization activity. NCBI's taxonomy places the organism in Eukaryota, Metazoa, Chordata, Actinopteri, Clupeiformes, Engraulidae. Gene Ontology annotation, biological process: SMAD protein signal transduction. The coding region runs from base 13 to 3234 and encodes 1073 amino acids. The record is from RefSeq and is a predicted model, not a curated record.
UGAGGUGCAGCCAUGGCAGGCAAGGGUAAGACUGCUGUGAGGACACUGGAGGAUUUAACGCUAGAUUCCGGUUAUGGUGGAGCGGCAGACUCCUUCAGGUCGUCCAGCGUGUCUCUGUGCUGCUCGGACACGCAUCUCUCGUAUGCGCAUGGGGGAAACUGCUGGCAUCUGACGGAGUCUAUGCACAGCAGACAAAACAGUUUGGACACAGUCAACACAGUCCUGGCGGAAGACACAGAAAUCCUGGAGUGCUCUGGACAGUGCGCGAAAUUGCCCGAGCUGGAGGACGUACCAUGGAGCCUCGGAGAGGUGGAGAGCGCGCUCAGAAAGGAGGAAGAACUGCGAUUGGGUUGCCCGCCGAGGGAGAUCCUGGCCAAGCUUUCAGCUUUGGUGAGCCGCGCGCUUGUGAGAAUUGCCCGCGAGGCGCAGCGCUUGAGCUUGCGCUACGCUAAAUGCACCAAGCAUGAAAUUCAGAGCGCAAUUAAAGUGGUCCUCUCUUGGACCAUAUCUGUCAAUUGUAUUACCGCAGCGCUCAGUGCCCUGUCACUGUAUAACAUGAGCACCGGAGACAAGUUCAGCCGGGGCAAGUCGGCGCGCUGCGGACUGGUGUUUUCGGUCGGGAAGUUCUUCAAGUGGAUGGUCGACAGCCGGGUGGCCUUGCGGGUCCACGAGCAUGCGGCGAUAUAUCUCACGGCGUGCAUGGAAAGUCUCUUUAGAGAAGUGUUCUCCCGUGUUCUACGCAGUGCACUGAUCGAGAAGGACAACGGAAUCCCUAAGUUUACCGUGGAGAGUUUGGAGCAGGCUAUCAACAACGACUCGGAAUUAUGGGGUCUCAUGCAACCUUACCAGCAUCUCAUUUGUGGGAAGAAUGCAAACGGUGUGCUGAGCCUGCCGGAGAGCCUGAACCUGCACCGGGACCAGCAGCAGCGAGGUGGCGGAGGUGGCGGAGGGGCCUACAGCCAGUCUGAGCUGCGCACCAUCGAGCAGUCGCUACUGGCCACGCGCGUCGGGAGCAUCGCAGAGCUCAGUGACCUGGUGUUGCGCGCCAUGCACUACCUCCAGCCCCUCCACAUCAAGAACCCCAGUAACGGCACGCCAGUGCACCAGUCCAGUCGGCAGGUCCCCGGCUUGGGCUCGGGCCCCGGGGGCAGCGGGGUGCACUGGGAGCCCGAGGCCCUCUACACCCUCUGCUACUUCAUGCACUGCCCCCAGAUGGAGUGGGAGAACCCCAACAUAGAGCCAUCCAAGGUCACCCUGCAUACCGAGAGGCCGUUCCUGGUACUGCCGCCGCUGAUGGAGUGGAUCCGGGUGGCGGUGGCCCAUACCGAGCAUCGCCGCAGCUUCUCAGUGGACAGUGACGACGUGCGGCAGGCGGCCCGACUACUCCUGCCCGGAGUGGACUGUGAACCCCGGCAACUCAAAGCUGACGACUGCUUCUGCGCCACCCGGAAGCUGGACGCCACCUCCACGGAGGCCAAGUUCCUGCAGGACCUAGGCUUCCGCAUGCUCAACUGCGGCCGGACGGACCUGGUCAAGCAGGCCGUCAACCUGCUGGGACCCGACGGCAUCAAUAGCAUGAGCGAACAGGGGAUGACCCCGCUCAUGUAUGCGUGCGUGCGCGGGGACGAGGCCAUGGUCCAGAUGUUGCUGGACGCCGGCGCCGACAUCAACAGCCAGGUGCCCAGUACUGUACACAAGCACCCCUCAGUUUACCCCGAAACCAGGCAGGGGACGUCACUCACAUUCGCUGUGUUACAUGGACACGUCCCUGUUGUGCAGCUGCUGAUGGACGCACGAGCGAGCGUGGAGGGCGCCCUGCAGGACGGAACGGACAACUAUGCCGAGACACCGCUGCAGCUGGCCUCGGCCGCAGGUAACUUUGAGCUGGUGACUCUGCUUCUGGAGAGAGGAGCGGACCCUUUCAUCGGCACCAUGUACCGCAACGGCAUCACCUCCACUCCCCUUGGGGACAUGAACUCCUACAGCCUCGCCGCCGCGCACGGGCACAGGAAUGUGUUCCGGAAGCUUCUAUCGCAGGCGGACAAGGACAAAGGCGACGUGCUGUCGCUGGAGGAGAUCUUGGCCGAGGGCUCCGAGUCGGGGUGCCUGGGGGGCACGGGCACUGCCCCUGCCACUGCCUCCAACACGGGCACGGCCCAGAAGCGGGCAUCAGCGGCGGCGGUGGCAGUGGCGGCCCAGCAGGAGGGCACAGGCCCAGGCACGGCCAUGCGCAUCGGGAAGGCCAGGCUGCGGGCCCUGCGCGAGGCCAUGUACCAUAGUGCUGAGCACGGACACGUGGACAUCACCAUCGACAUACGCAGCCUGGGUGUCCCGUGGACGCUGCACACCUGGCUGGAGACACUGCGUACCUGCUUCCAGCAGCAGCGGCGGCCGCUCAUCCAGGGCCUACUCAAGGACUUCAGCUGCAUCCAGGAGGACGAGUACACCGAGGAGCUCAUCACACACGGCCUGCCCCUCAUGUUUGAGAUCCUACGCAACAGCAAGAAUGAGGUGAUAUGUCAGCAGCUGUCGGUGAUCUUCACGCAGUGCUACGGGCCCUUCCCCAUCCCCAAACUCACAGAGAUGAAGAAGAAGCAGACCUCAAGACUCGAUCCCCACUUCCUCAACAACAAAGAGAUGUCAGACGUGACUUUCCUGGUAGAAGGGAAGCCAUUUUACGCCCAUAAAGUCUUGCUCUUCACUGCAUCAGCGAGAUUCAAAUCCCUGCUUGCCAACAGACCGGCCUCUGAGAACACUUGCAUUGAAAUCAGUCACGUCAAGUACAAUAUUUUUCAGUUGGUGAUGCAGUACCUUUACUGUGGAGGAACUGAGUCUCUACACAUCAGGAACACGGAGAUCAUGGAGCUCCUGUCUGCAGCCAAGUUCUUCCAGCUGGAAGCCCUUCAACGUCACUGUGAGAUCAUCUGUUCCAAGAACAUCACCAUAGAGACCUGUGUGGACAUAUACAAACAUGCCAAGUUCCUGGGUGCGGGCGAGCUGGCGGCCUUCUUGGAGGGCUACUUCCUGAAGAACAUGGUGCUGCUGAUCGAGCUGGAGGGCUUCAAGCAGCUGCUGUACGAGCUGGGGUCGGAGCUGGCCCACGUCCACCCAGUCUCCUCCCCCACCUCCCCCGUGGGCCCCGGCAGCUACGACGUGCUGCGGGAACUGGAGAGCAGCCUGGCGGCACGCAUCCACUCCAUCCACCUCUCCUCCUCCAAGGGCUCCGUGGUCUGAGGGUGUUAGUGGUGAGGCCUGAGGUUUGAGGUCCGUCGGCCGCUGGGCUCUUUUGCUGGCUGGUGGUGGUGGUGGUGGUGGUGGUGGUCUGAUCUGAGACCUGAGUCCUGAUCUCGCUCGAUGGACCAUUCCUCCAAACCCCAAACAAACAAUCAACGGUAGCAGUAGCAGCAGUACUCGUCACACAUUCCUUCAUCACUGAAUGACUACCCUCCGACCACAUGUACACACAUCACACAAAUACACACUCAGUUCUAUCCUUCACAGACCCUGCUCCUUAUUCUCCAGUCCUCAACCAC